CGCUCAGCAUUUACAGGGUUGACUUAGGAGUUUAGUAGCGUCGCGCACGACUUUGGUCACAUAUGUUUUAAGCAAGUGUAAUGUAUUUUAAGCAAAUCGUCGCGUUCAUGGUGAAUCCAACGUGAAAAUAUUAUGGGAUAAAUAGGACCUGGUGCGAGCUGGGCAUUCGAAACAUCAAGAUGGACAACCUGAGGAUCGAAGUCGCAUGCAGUUUGAUGAUCAUGAACAUAGUGGUUUCCGGUAUAUUAGCAUCUCCUGGACCAGGAAAGUCGAACUUUCAAAACGUUCCGGCCAAGGUUGUUUGGGCCGUUCCUGGAAAGGACGUGGAGUUACCGUGCGACGUGACGCCGCCAUUACCUACAGAUUCCGUCAACAUGAUCUUCUGGUUCAAAGAUACCUCCGGUAUGCCUAUAUACAGUCUCGACGCCAGACUCAACGAGACUUCACAUCUAGCCGUGAGCAAUGAUUUGGGCACGAGGUCUUACUUUGUGAUGGACCAGGAUCCUUCGAGGGCUCGUCUCAAGAUUCAGGAGGUGGCUGCAGAGGAUGAGGGUGUAUUCAGAUGUCGCGUCGACUUCAUCAAUUCGCCUACCAGGAACUUUCGAGUCAAUUUAACUUUAGUAGUGCAGCCAUCGGUUCCGAGGAUCUUCGAUGCCGAGGGGAAGGAAAUCCUUACAGAAGCCGGACCUUUCCUAGAAGGACAAGAACUCUUCCUUUCCUGCCAAGUUACUGGAGGUAAACCCGCUCCCUCACUAAUUUGGUGGUAUAAUGGCACUAUCUUGGACAGUGUUGUAGAUACGGGUAGAGAUUACUUCACGACAGUAAACCAAAUGCUAAUAACGAAGGUACCUAGAUCCUUGAAAGGCGGAAAACUGGAAUGUAGGGCAACAUCAUACGAGAUGGCCGGAGAUAUCAUCAGGGAGGUUCCCGUCAUCGUUUACUUGAAACCGAACAAAGUGAAAAUUGUUUCUCCCAACGAGCUUUUGUCGUGCAGUAAAGCUCAGACCGUGCGCUGUGAGACUUCAGGCUCUUAUCCACCUGCAAAAAUAAUCUGGACACUCCAGGCAAAACCUAUGAGGAACGCUGUUCUAACGGAAGAGGAGACGGAAUUGUUUUCGAGCAGUAUAAUAUCUAUGAGACUGGAGGCUGAGGACGAUGGCAAGGAGCUGGUUUGCAGGGCAGACAAUCCUCGAUUCCCAAAAGGAUAUCUGGAGGACAAGCGGCGGAUACAUGUUGCGUACCCUCCCAAGGUGGCGGUCAGGCUCGACUUGGGGGCAACAUCCCCUGUUAAAGAGGGCAGUAUCGUGGUUUUGCGCUGUGACUGCAAGGCCAGGCCGAGUCCGCACACUUUCAGCUGGUACCAAGAUGGGCAUCUGGUCCCUUACAAUGAGACCGCCGGAUUACUACCAGCUGAUGACACUCUGACCAUCAAAAGCAUUCGGAGACGGUCUGAAGGAGAAUACUCGUGUUCGGCCACCAAUUCAGAGGGAGAAACGUACAGCGCCCCCUUCAAUCUCAUUGUUCAAUAUGCGCCUAGGUGCAAAAUAGGUUACGAGGUGAACAAGAUUGCUUCGGUGACUUAUGAAAACAUGAUCGUACAGUGCCAUGUCGAGGCAAUUCCUGAAGUAAUCCGUUUCCAUUGGACUUACAACACGAGCAAAGGUGUGCUUCCGAUGCAAGGAGCUAAGAUGCAGAACACGGGGGACGUUUCCACUCUGCAUUUCACACCUGGCACCAAUGAUAUUGAAUCUUUAUCGUGUUGGGCUACGAAUAGCGUAGGUAGACAGGAAACACCCUGCCUAUUCCAUAUUAUACCUGCAGAUAAGCCUGAGUCUCCAAGGAAUUGCUUGAUGCGGAACGCAUCGCACGGGGGCGGUCUUGAAGUAUCUUGUUUAGCUGGAAAGGAUGGGGGACUACAGCAGAGCUUCGUGCUGGAAGUAGAAGAUCUCACAUUACCACUUGAUCCGUCUGUUGUCGCCACUUUAAGCGAUCAAGGGGAUCAUUCUACACCUGUGUAUCGAGUUCUUGGUGAAACGCCGGUUUUCAGGUUACAUAGCUUAGAGGCGAAUCGAGAAUACCAGUUCGUAGUGUACGCAGUGAAUGCAAAGGGCCGAUCUAGUCCUCCGGUGGUUCUGCCCAACAUUAGACUUGAAGUCCCUACAGAUCCUAAGCAAGAGAACGGGCUGUCCAUUGGGGUGUACGAUACGGAUAAGGGGAAUCAUCCUAUAACCUUGACCCUUCUGCUUGUAAUCCUGGCAGCAAUCGUGAUGGUUCUUAUAAUUGGCAUCGUGGCAAUCGCAAGUGUACUGGCCUGCAGGCGACAGCCUCAGGUCGCCCUCAGGGCACGCAGAAGCAGUAAACCACCCGAAGAACUAGAACUUUCGGAAGCAGGCUUCAACGAGGGUUUCCAUAGACGCAGCGCCCAAUACAGGGCAAGUCUGUACGCGUCCGAAUCGGAUUUCGAGAGGAGCAUUAAUUCAGGCCCGGAUUUGAUCUUGGCUCCUGUGAAUUUUCCACGUCAAAGCACCGACUAUUGACCCAUGCUGACCAGGCGAGGAUGACCUUAUUUAUUUGUAAAUAGAUUAGUUUUAUGACAUCCAAUGCAGCGCGAACAAGAAACUUAAAAAUUCUUCAUUCCAGUAUCAAAAUUAUACAGUCGUAGAACACACUCGUUGUAUAAUAUUUGUUAUAAUUUUAUUAUAUAUUUUUGUUAGUUGUAGUGCUAAUUUUAAGGAGUAAUCAAAGAAAAAAUGAUUCAAGUACAAACAGUACAUGCUGCAAUCGAAAUAGGAUAAACUAUCGUAAUAAUACAAUUUAUAAUAAAUUAGUUACUUAAACUACGAUUACUCAAUUAAGUAUUUGUUUAUAUUCUCAAGUGUA
Messenger RNA from Nicrophorus vespilloides, 2880 nucleotides. It is a transcript of the gene side, whose product is annotated as hemicentin-2. NCBI's taxonomy places the organism in Eukaryota, Metazoa, Arthropoda, Insecta, Coleoptera, Silphidae. Bases 180 to 2537 code for a protein of 785 amino acids. The record is from RefSeq and is a predicted model, not a curated record. The transcript is spliced from 14 exons. Gene Ontology annotation, molecular function: protein binding.